Brassica napus (rape) is the source of this 4635-nucleotide messenger RNA. RefSeq lists its product as uncharacterized. Gene Ontology annotation, biological process: telomere maintenance; DNA repair. Gene Ontology annotation, molecular function: DNA helicase activity. The transcript is spliced from 7 exons. NCBI's taxonomy places the organism in Eukaryota, Viridiplantae, Streptophyta, Magnoliopsida, Brassicales, Brassicaceae. Bases 1 to 4635 code for a protein of 1544 amino acids. The record is from RefSeq and is a predicted model, not a curated record.
AUGAAGAAAACACGUAAAAGAGAUUUAGAUCCUGGUGCGAGUGAUCCAAAGAGUAAUAAUGAAAGAAGCUUGGGUGCGUACGGAGGAACAGCAUGCGACCGCGUGAGCAUGAGAGUCUCAAGUACUGGUGAUCAAAUGGCAAUCGAAUCGCGAUUAGCCCGACGUGCACGAAUGGCUAUUCGGUCAUCAAAACGGACUCAAUCGACUUCAAUUGCUAACACGCAACCCAUGAAGAAACGCAGAGUUGGCAGACCAAUGAUCAUCUCAGCGUCUUCAUCAAACAGCUCGAUAAAUAGACGCGCGGCGUCUACAACAAGCGGCUCAAGACUUAGACGUAAAAAAGGCCACAAGCCAUGUGACAAAUGGGAUAUAGUCUCAUGUCCAUCGUGUGGAGCCUUACUAUGGAAUGCAGAAGCAACUGGUGUACAGACGAGCAGAGAUGCAAAACAAUUUAGUCUAUGUUGCCAGAGAGGUCGAGUGAGGCUUCCACCGGUCCGAGAACCACCAUCUCCAUUGCUCGAGCUCCUAGAGUCGCCAAAAUUUAGACCCCACAUCAGAGUUGCAAACAGUUUGCUUGCUUUCACAUCCAUGGGCGCACAAGUCGAUCAUAGCGUUACUGGGACGCCUGGACCUUUUACAUUUCGGGUUCAUGGCCAGAUCAUUCAUAGAAUUGGUUCUAUGCUACCUGAAGAUGGUAACGAUCCCGAGUAUCUGCAGCUCUAUAUUUUCGACACUGAUAAUGAGCUAGAAAACCGAAAGAGGUCUUUUACAAAAGGUUCAUCUACGCUGGCAGUGGAGGAUACAGUCAUCGCCCAGUUGAUUGAGAUGCUAGAUAUUAAUAACCACCUAGCCAAGACUUUCAGGCACGCGCGCGACCGUUUUCGAUCGACCGGUAAAAUUGAAUUCAGUAUCACAUUGGUCAGCCAACCAAAUAGAGGUCGUCAAUACGAUCUUCCUACAGCGAGUGAGAUUGGUGGACUAAUAAUUGGUGAUUUGUCUGCGACCUCAGUAGGAAGAGAUAUUGUGGUUGAGCUCAAAUCAUCUGCGCUACAAAGAAUAGGUGAUCUACACCCGUUAUUGAUGAGUCUUCAGUAUCCAUUAUUGUUUCCGUACGGAGAAACUGGUUACCAUGAGAGACUGCCUUAUAAGGGGCCUGAAGCAUCCACCGUGAGAAGAGAAUACAUGACGAUGCGAGAGUUCUAUGCUUACCAGAUACAAACUAGGCCUUCAGAAGGAAUGACAAUUAUUAAAGGUGGAAGAUUGCUGCACCAGUACAUUGUUGACGCGUACGUGGCUGUAGAGACGGAGCGUCUGCGAUUUCUCAGUCUAAAUCAGAAAAAGCUGCGAGCAGACCUGUAUAACAAUGUAUGUGAUGCUGUUGAGACCGGCGAUGCAGAUGCUACACAAGUUGGUAAGAAGAUCAUCCUCCCUUCAUCAUUCACCGCCGGACCCCGGUACAUGUCUGAAAAGUAUCAAGACGCGAUGGCAAUAUGCCGUUGGUAUGGGAAUCCUCAUCUCUUUAUCACCGUCACCGCGAAUCCUAAUUGGGUGGAACUCAGUAAUCAUCUUGAUGCGUAUGGAGGUGACUCCGCUAAUAACCGACCUGACCUUGAAUGUCGAAUUUUCAAAAUAAAGCUUGAUGAGAUGAUGGCAGACUUCAAAAAGGGAGAAUUCUUCCCCAAGCUAGACGCAGCUGUCUACACCAUUGAGUUUCAGAAACGAGGUUUGCCCCAUGCCCAUAUAUUACUAUGGUUGAAAGGAAUAAAGAAGGAAGUAACCGCUGCGAUGAUUGAUGAAUACAUCUCAGCUGAGUUUCCCGAUAGAGAAGUUGAUAAAGAGGGGUUUGAACUGGUAGAGCGGCAUAUGAUUCAUGGCCCGUGUGGUAAGUUGCGACCCAAAUCGCCAUGCAUGGAAAAGGGAGAGUGUACUAAGAGUUUUCCUAAACCUUCUUCGGAUCAAACAAGAAUUGACAAAUAUGGAUUUGUUGUUUAUAGAAGGAGAGCUGGUACUGGAGAUUUUGUAAUCAAGGGUGAUAUCGAGGUGGAUAAUCGUUUCGUUGUGCCUCAUAAUCUUAGUCUGCUGAAAAAAUACCAAGCCCACAUCAACGUUGAAUGGUGUUGCAGAACCAGUGCAAUAAAAUAUCUUUUCAAAUACAUAACGAAAGGCGUUGAUAGAGCAACUGUCGUUAUACACAAGAACGAGCCAGACACGACUAAUGAGAUCAACAAUUUUCUGGAGUGUCGGUACAUAUCAGCCUGCGAAGGUUCAUGGAGGUUGUUCGCUUUUCCCAUACACUAUAAUCUGCCCAAUGUUGUGAAGCUUCCCGUACAUCUACCAGGUCAGCAUGUGAUGGUGUUUGACGAAACUUCUGACUUAUCAAAGGUGGUAUACCGAGAAAAUAUUGAUAAGUCAAUGUUAACAGCGUUUUUUGAGGCAUGCGACACAUACGAAGAAGCUAGGGAGCUGACAUAUGUUGAAUUUCCUUCAAGGUUUGUUUACCAUUCUAACGACAAGGUAUGGACACCCAGGUUGCAAGGGGAAGCUAUUGGGAGAGUCGUGUAUGUCAGUCCAGCAUCUGGUGAUAGAUACUUCUUAAGGAUGCUGCUAAAUGUUGUUAAAGGUCCUAGAGGUUAUGACGUGUUAUACACGGUAGGAGAUGUGGUUUAUAAGAAAUUCAAAGAAGCGUGCUAUGCACGAGGAUUGCUUGAUGAUGAUAAAGAGUGGCAUGAAGCAAUAGAGGAGCCAUCUUCAUGGGCCACCGGACGGCAGCUGAGAAGGUUGUUUGUGCUUAUCUUGGUUUAUUGUCAAGUUGUAGACCCACUCAAGCUUUGGGAGCAUACUUGGAUGUUUCUAGCAGAGGACAUACUGUACAUGAAACGAAAGGAGUUUCGAUUUCCAGGACUCGACUUACAAGAUGAGCAGUUAAAGCAGUAUACACUGCUCGAGGUUGAAAAACAUUUAAAAGAGCAUAACCAGUCUCUAGCAGACUAUGAUGAGUUGCCUCGGCCAGACAAUUCAAUACUAUCAGAGGUAAACAACCAAGUUUUGCGGCAGGAGCUGAUGUAUGAUGUUGAAAAGGAGAAGGAGACGCAUAGGGUAUUGUUCUCAGCGAUGAAUAUUGAUCAGCAGAAAGUAUAUGCUGCUAUACUGAAGUCAGUAGACGAACGUUUGGGCCAGUUAAUUUUUGUCUCAGGUGCAGGAGGAACAGGAAAGACAUACCUAUACAGAACUAUUAUCGCAAGGCUUAGGUCAGUUGGAAAAGUAGUUAUACCGGUUGCUACAGCUGGCAUCGCAGCGUUGCUGCUCCCGGGAGGAAGGACAGCUCACUCUCGGUUCAAACUACCUCUGAAUCUAGAUGAUCGUUCAAUGUGUGAAAUACACAAAGGGUCGAGUUUAGCUGCAUUGAUAUCCAAGGCAGAUCUAAUAAUAUGGGACGAAGCUCCGAUGGCACACCGGCACGCUUUUGAAACCUUGGAUCGUUCCUUCAGAGAUUUGUUAACGCAUGAGAAUCCAGAAGCUAGCACACAGCCCUUUGGUGGCAAAACGGUGCUUCUCGGCGGGGAUUUCCGACAGAUUUUGCCAGUUAUUCCACACGGAAAAAGGCCAGACACUGUACUCGCAUCCAUCAGCAAAUCAUAUCUAUGGAAAAUGGCCCGAGUAUUCACCUUAUCCAUCAACAUGCGGCUGCGGCAAGAAGAUAAGGACUUCGCAAAAUGGAUUCUACAAGUCGGAGAUGGGGAAGCUGACGCCUUGCCGUCGAAUAAACCAAAACAUGAGGAAGGGAAUCAGAUUAUUGUGGACAAAAGGUUCUUGAUAUCUCGCUCAGAGACACCACACGAAGCUUUGGCGCAUGCUGCAUAUCCUAACUUCCUCCAAAACUACCGGGAUAAGGACUACCUAAAAGAGAGGGCCGUGCUGACACCUACCAAUAAUACCGUACAUGAGGUGAACGCUUAUCUCCUCUCUAAGAUCCCAUCACAGGCUAGAGAGUAUUUGAGUUCCGAUUCAGUGGAGUUAGAAGCUACGCCAGACGAUGAUUGGACCACCCACUACCCGUCAGAGUACCUCAACUCACUUGAGUUUCCGGGCCUCCCUAACCACAGAUUGUGCCUCAAAGUUGGAGCUCCGGUGAUGAUGCUGCGCAAUCUUAAUCAGGAUCAAGGUCUGUGCAAUGGUACAAGAAUGGUGGUUACUCGCCUAGGUAACAGGGUUGUUAAAGCGAGAAUUAUGACUGGGACAGAUGUUGGAGAAGAAGUUUUGAUCCCUAGGAUACAACUUAGUCCCACUGAUACCAUGCAUCCCUUCACCUUUAAUCGAAGGCAAUUCCCGAUCAGACUGUGCUACGCCAUGACGAUCAACAAGAGCCAGGGCCAAAGCCUAAACCAAGUUGCUUUAUAUCUUCCUCGCCCUGUUUUUACUCAUGGUCAGUUAUACGUUGCCAUGUCUCGAGUAACAACUCCGAAUGGGCUUAAGAUUUUAGACGAGACUUCCGACAUGGGCGGUGAAGACGGAGUUACUAAUAUUGUAUACAAAGAAAUCUUUAAAGACGUCCGGAUGACCGAGUUUAAUCUCAUGGCAUACAGUCAUUUAGUAUGUGACCUUCUUACACUUACUCAAAACAUCGUCAGCACCUAA